UUCAUCAUGAGGAGCUUCAUUCUCAUCUUCAUCAGCGGAUUGAGCUGCAGCAUCAGCGCACAGCCUCGACCCUGCGAGGCUCCUGCUCUGUAUGUGGGCAGUUUGUCUAUGACGGCGGCGAAUGGAAUCAUCACGUCAGCGGCCACGUACUCAUACGACGCUCACGCUCAGCAGAUCCGCUUCAGAAACUACAUGACCAUCUUCAACGAGUCCAUCAGUGUGGAUCUGCUGCUGCUCUUCAAACAGGGUGUGAUGUAUGAGAUCGAUUACUCGCAACUGUCCUGUCAGAAGAAGGUUCUGGAGUCGUCGUUCCACCCCACGCGGGUCCCGGCCGACGCCGUCUUCAUGGGUCAGGUGAUUCUGGGAACCACGUCCGUUCCCGGCCUGGGUCUGCUGACCAACUCUUGGGUCGGAGAGAUUCCUGAGAUUCAGGCUCAGUACAUGUUGACCUUCGCGGAGUUCACGUGUGUGCCGGUCAGCGCGUCCGUCUUCACUCCUCAGAGCGGAUGGAUCACCAUGAGCUUCUACAAUCAUCUGCUGGGUGUCCAGAAUCCUCAAGACUUCAUUCCUCCGUUCUUCUGUCCCACGGCGGCUCAGGAGGAAAAUCUGCCCAAAACCAACUUCCUGAAGGCCAUCCGUGCGUUUCAGUGAUUCUCUCAGUUCCUCGUGAAAUGUUGAUGUUGUGUUGAGAUGGAAAUGAAUCGACUGUAUGUGACACUCACAGAUCUCUGAUCAUCCGAACCAAACCUUUUUCAAUAAAUGAAAGUGUCUUCAU
Molecule: messenger RNA, 775 nt
Organism: Labeo rohita (rohu)
Lineage: Eukaryota; Metazoa; Chordata; Actinopteri; Cypriniformes; Cyprinidae
Product: ependymin
Exons: 6
Coding region: 7-651 (214 amino acids)
Biological process (GO): cell-matrix adhesion
Cellular component (GO): lysosome; extracellular region
Molecular function (GO): calcium ion binding
Source: RefSeq, a predicted model, not a curated record